UCCCAUCAUUCCCUCGUUCUCUCUCUGGCUCGCUCAGUUUUAGUUUGGUCGGGGGGCUUGUUUUACUUAGAGGCCGAGCUCCGGGGGUGACGCACAGUACGCGCGGGACCCCCUCCUCACCCUCCGCGGCCUCCCUCUCUUCUCUCAUCGGCCUCCGGGCCCGAGAACCCCCGCGUCUCCUUCCAACCCUCCUUGCGACCCCAUCGUCGCGCGUUCCGGUCCGCCCGGAAAACAAGCCCGCCGGCGCGCGCUUCCAACGGCCCCGACCGCUGCCAGGCCUCCUCUGACAGCACUAUGGGUGACAGUGAUGACGAAUACGAUCGGAGACGCAGGGACAAAUUUCGAAGAGAGCGCAGCGACUAUGACCGUUCCCGGGAAAGAGAUGAAAGACGGCGAGGGGACGAUUGGAAUGACCGAGAGUGGGACCGAGGUCGUGAGCGCCGCAGUCGGGGUGAAUAUCGAGACUAUGACCGGAACCGAAGGGAGCGUUUUUCUCCCCCUCGCCACGAGCUUAGCCCCCCACAAAAGCGCAUGCGGAGAGACUGGGAUGAGCACAGCUCUGACCCAUACCACAGUGGCUAUGACAUGCCCUAUGCUGGGGGGGGUGGGGGACCGACUUACGGCCCCCCUCAGCCCUGGGGCCACCCAGACGUCCACAUCAUGCAGCACCACGUCCUGCCUAUCCAGGCCAGGCUGGGCAGCAUUGCCGAGAUUGACUUGGGUGUGCCACCACCCAUAAUGAAGUCCUUCAAAGAGUUCCUCCUGUCCCUGGAUGACUCUGUGGAUGAGACUGAGGCCGUCAAACGCUACAAUGACUACAAGCUGGACUUCAGGAGGCAGCAGAUGCAGGACUUCUUCCUGGCUCAUAAAGACGAGGAGUGGUUCCGCUCCAAGUACCACCCCGACGAGGUGGGAAAGCGUCGGCAGGAGGCCCGGGGGGCCCUGCAGAACCGGCUGAAGGUGUUCCUGUCCCUCAUGGAGAGCGGCUGGCUUGACAGCCUUCUCCUGGACAUAGACAAAGCCGAGGCCAUUGUGAAGAUGCUAGAUGCAGCUGUCAUUAAGAUGGAAGGUGGCACCGAGAAUGAUCUCCGAAUCCUGGAGCAGGAGGAAGAGGAGGAACAGGCGGGCAAGACUGGGGAGGCCAGCAAGAAAGAGGAAGGCCGUGCUGGAGCAGGCCCGGGGGACGGAGAGCGCAAGGUCAACGAUAAGGAGGAGAAGAAAGAAGAGGGCAAACAGGCUGAAAACGACAGUUCUAAUGACGACCAAACCAAGAAGCCUGAAGCCGACGGGGACAAGGAGGAGAAGAAGGAAGAGGCCGAGAAGGAACCCAAAAAGAGCAAGAAGCGGAACCGGAAACACAGCGGUGAUGACAGCUUCGAUGAGGGCAGCGUGUCGGAGUCGGAGUCCGAGUCGGAGAGUGGGCAAGCCGAGGAGGAGAAGGAGGAGGCUGAAGAAGCACUUAAGGAGAAGGAGAAGCCCAAGGAGGAGGAGAGGGAGAAACCCAAGGAUGCUGCUGGGCUGGAGUGUAAGCCCCGGCCCCUGCACAAGACGUGCUCGCUCUUCAUGCGCAACAUCGCCCCCAACAUCUCCAGGGCAGAGAUCAUCUCUCUUUGUAAGAGAUACCCAGGCUUUAUGCGAGUGGCACUGUCGGAGCCCCAGCCUGAGAGGAGGUUUUUUCGCCGUGGCUGGGUGACUUUUGACCGCAGUGUUAACAUUAAAGAGAUAUGUUGGAACCUGCAGAACAUCCGACUCCGUGAGUGUGAACUGAGUCCUGGUGUGAACAGAGACCUGACCCGUCGUGUCCGCAACAUCAAUGGCAUCACACAGCACAAACAGAUAGUGCGCAAUGACAUCAAGCUAGCCGCCAAGCUGAUCCACACACUGGAUGACAGGACCCAGCUCUGGGCCUCUGAGCCUGGGACACCUCCCGUGCCCACAAGCCUGCCCUCACAAAACCCCAUCCUGAAGAACAUCACUGACUACCUGAUAGAGGAAGUGAGUGCCGAGGAGGAGGAGCUUCUGGGGAGCAGUGGAGGGCCCCCUCCUGAGGAGCCUCCCAAGGAAGGCAACCCAGCAGAGAUCAAUGUGGAGAGGGAUGAGAAGCUGAUCAAGGUCUUAGAUAAACUGCUUCUCUAUUUGCGCAUUGUGCAUUCUCUGGAUUAUUACAACACUUGUGAGUACCCCAAUGAGGACGAGAUGCCUAACCGCUGCGGCAUAAUCCACGUCCGCGGGCCCAUGCCUCCCAACCGGAUCAGUCACGGAGAAGUGCUGGAGUGGCAGAAGACGUUUGAGGAGAAGCUGACCCCACUGCUGAGUGUGCGUGAAUCCCUUUCUGAAGAAGAGGCCCAGAAGAUGGGUCGCAAAGACCCCGAGCAGGAAGUAGAGAAGUUUGUCACCUCCAACACGCAGGAACUGGGCAAGGAUAAGUGGCUAUGUCCUCUCAGUGGCAAGAAGUUCAAGGGCCCCGAGUUUGUGCGCAAGCACAUCUUCAAUAAGCACGCCGAGAAGAUCGAAGAGGUGAAGAAGGAGGUGGCCUUUUUCAACAACUUCCUCACGGAUGCCAAGCGCCCAGCUCUGCCUGAGAUCAAGCCAGCUCAGCCCCCCGGCCCUGCCCAGAGCCUGACCCCAGGACUUCCCUAUCCACACCAGACACCACAGGGCUUGAUGCCGUAUGGGCAGCCCCGGCCUCCCAUCUUGGGCUAUGGAGCUGGUGCUGUCCGCCCUGCAGUCCCAACAGGAGGGCCUCCAUACCCCCAUGCUCCAUAUGGUGCCGGCCGCGGGAACUAUGAUGCCUUCCGAGGCCAAGGAGGAUAUCCCGGGAAACCUCGGAACAGGAUGGUUCGAGGAGACCCGAGGGCCAUCGUCGAGUACCGGGACCUGGAUGCCCCAGACGACGUUGAUUUCUUUUGAGCCGCCCACUUGCCUCUCUUUACAUCCAUUACCAUCUGUACCCGACUACCCCAUCAGCUGAGAAUUGUUUUGUACGUUAUUUUUCCUGCUAGUAAAAGCACUUUGGUAGUGUCUCUUAA
This is a messenger RNA of Onychomys torridus (southern grasshopper mouse), 3029 nucleotides long. It is a transcript of the gene Srrt, whose product is annotated as serrate, RNA effector molecule. Gene Ontology annotation, biological process: primary miRNA processing; mRNA processing. Gene Ontology annotation, cellular component: nuclear body. The record is from RefSeq and is a predicted model, not a curated record. NCBI's taxonomy places the organism in Eukaryota, Metazoa, Chordata, Mammalia, Rodentia, Cricetidae. Gene Ontology annotation, molecular function: nucleic acid binding. The transcript is spliced from 20 exons. The coding region runs from base 295 to 2910 and encodes 871 amino acids.